CAAUGAGCGCGCGCGGGGCGACGUUCAGUGACGUACACGCUACGUACGCUUUAUUAAGCGUCUUCCCGCGCGAUCUCCUCCUCAGUCGCUCUGCUCCUUGGCGGAAACUGUCCUUACGGCCCUUUUCCUGAACUUCUAGGACUCGAACCCCUUGCCAUGUCCUCUGAAGAAGGGAAGCUCUUCGUUGGAGGGCUCAACUUCAACACCGACGAGCAGGCUCUGGAAGAUCAUUUCAGCAGCUUCGGGCCCAUCUCUGAGGUGGUCGUUGUCAAGGACCGGGAGACUCAGCGAUCCCGGGGUUUUGGCUUCAUUACCUUCACCAACCCAGAGCAUGCAUCCGAUGCCAUGAGAGCCAUGAACGGAGAGUCUCUGGAUGGUCGCCAGAUCCGCGUGGACCAUGCUGGCAAGUCGGCCCGGGGCCGAGGCGGUGGCUUUGGAGGGCGUGGCCGCAGCUACUCUAGAGGUGGUGGAGACCAGGGCUAUGGGAGUGGCAGGUAUGACAGUCGGCCUGGAGGCUAUGGCUAUGGAUAUGGAAGAUCCAGAGACUAUGGUGGCAGAAGCCAGGGUGGCUAUGACCGCUAUUCAGGAGGAAAUUACAGAGACAAUUAUGACAACUGAGAGGAGGCAUGCCACACCUAAUGUAGAUACACAAACACAAGGAAUAAAACUUCUGAUCCAGGAUCGUCCUUCCAAAUGGCUGUAUUUAUAAAGAGUUUUGGAGCUGCACUGAAACAUCUGUUUUAGUAUGUCAACUUCUAUUUUUGAAUUGAGCUCCCAAGGUAGCUUGCUAAAGACCUUUUAGAAAGCUCCAUGUGUUAUUAUUUUUCUCCCUCCCGGUUAAAGACAAAUUCUGGAACAUUUAUAGUCUGGAAUAUUUCCUUUUACCUUUUUUCUUUUUUUUCUUUUUUUGAAAGUUUGGGCUCUCAGGAAUGGUCUUGACCAAAAAAUGUUUGGCCAGACUGUUUUCCCCCCCACCCAGAUAUAAUGUGCAUCUAAGAGACGUUUUUUAAAACUUGUAUACAGUGUUUAUCAUUGUUAAAAAGCAAUUCCCAAAUAUAAUUGCAAUAAAUCAAGGACCUGGUUACUUGGA
Messenger RNA from Pipistrellus kuhlii (Kuhl's pipistrelle), 1090 nucleotides. RefSeq names its product RNA binding motif protein 3 (gene RBM3). Gene Ontology annotation, biological process: regulation of translation; positive regulation of mRNA splicing, via spliceosome. Gene Ontology annotation, molecular function: RNA binding; ribosomal large subunit binding. The transcript has 7 exons. NCBI's taxonomy places the organism in Eukaryota, Metazoa, Chordata, Mammalia, Chiroptera, Vespertilionidae. The coding region runs from base 157 to 618 and encodes 153 amino acids. Gene Ontology annotation, cellular component: spliceosomal complex. The record is from RefSeq and is a predicted model, not a curated record.